GGAAGAGAGAGAGAGAGAGAGAGAGAAUCUUUUGUGUGUUUCAUACAUGAGAGAUUAUUACAAGGGAAGAAAAGAGAAAUCAUUUAUAUAAAGGGGGGAUUAGAGAGAGAGUUUCCCGCUUUUCUCCAUUUACUAUUUUACAUAGGCAUCUCUCUCUCUCUCUCUCUCACACUUGCUUGCUUGCUAGCAACUCUACACACACACACUACAUUUAUGAAAACGAUGAAGGCUCCAGCUUUCAUUGCUGCUGCUGCAUUGGCAGUAGCCGCUCCUCUCGCUUCGGCUCAAAUCACACAUGAAGUCACCGUCGCUGCAGGCAAACAGCAAGUCUACCAACCAAAUUCAUUGCAAAUUGCUGUAGGAGACACUGUCAAAUUCACUUGGGCCGGUGGUCCACACACGGUUACUCAGAUGGGAAACAAUGGAGACGCUUGCUCACCUCUUGUCGGCGGUGUCGACUCUGGAAAACUCAACGUAACGGGUACUUUUGCUCUCAGAUUCAACACGCCCGGAGGUCGUCUCUUUGGUUGCACCGUCGGACAGCACUGCGCAAACGGAAUGAAAAUGAACAUUGAUGUCCUCCAGGCCGGUGCCUCUCCAUCUGCUCCUCCCCCAACACAAACAGGUGCUCCCGCUCCCGGUGCCUCCGAUACUCCCGUCGUCAUCAAGGUCGGUGCAAACGGUCUCACAUUUGAACCAAAGGAAGUCAACGUUGCCCCCGGUACUUGGGUAAAAUGGGAGUUUGCAGCUGCUACCCACAAUGUCAAGCAAGUCGCCGACCCCAACUCGUGUGAUCCCAUGGCCGGAGGUUUUGCCUCUGCCAACUUGAACGCUGGCGCUUCAUUCAUGCAACAAUUCACCCAACCCGGUCCCAACUACUACGUCUGCACCUUCAACCAGCAUUGCUCAAAGGGAAUGAAGGGCACAGUCAACGUACAAGGAGCAGGAGGAACACCCACGCAAGGCGGAAACAAUCCCACUGGAUCCACAAGCGGAGCAGCAACGACUCACACCAUCACUGUCGGACAGGGCGGCCAAAAGUUCACUCCCGAAACGCUUAGCAUCGCCAAGGGCGACACCGUCAUGUGGAUGUGGGCCGGUGGUCCCCACAACGUCAAGCAAACCGCCGACAAGGACAGUUGCACUCCUAUGGACGGAGGAUUCCAAUCCACCAACCUCCAAACCGGCGGCAUGUUCUCUCGCACAUUUGGUGCCAACGAGACAACCGACAGGAUAUGGUACGUUUGUACUGUCGGCAACCACUGCCAGAACGGCAUGAAGGGUCUCAUCACCCUUGAUGGUACUCCCGGCGGCGGUGCUCCCGCGACGCAGGCGUCAGCGGCACAACCAGGCUCAAGGGCGCGUUUGGCGUUUGGUGGUGUCGCAGCUGGUGUGGCUGCUGCUGCUUUUGUUCUCUAGAACAGAAUCUAGCAUUUUAAUCCGUAGCAUAUAUAGUGUGUGCAGUAUUGUGUAGCAUGUGUUUCCUCAACUCUUGUCUUACCCCUUUUGUUUGUGUUUAAAGCAUUUUUUGAUUAGCAAUGUACUCCUUGGUGUCUAACGUUGGCUGGAUUCGUGCUGGGCACUCUUCCAGAUGCGGGAGGGGGCGGUUGUUGAGAAAAAAAGAAGAGGAAAAGUUUGGGAAAAAACAUUUUAAACUGCACACUCUUUUGAGGGUUCCUGUGUUUGUUGUGUGUUUUUUUCUUGGCUUGUCGUUCUUUUAUCUCUGUCUCGGCAUGUAAAUAUAGAAGCGUUGACAAAAAAGUAAUUUCAUUUCCA
Molecule: messenger RNA, 1776 nt
Organism: Spizellomyces punctatus DAOM BR117
Lineage: Eukaryota; Fungi; Chytridiomycota; Chytridiomycetes; Spizellomycetales; Spizellomycetaceae
Exons: 2
Coding region: 214-1419 (401 amino acids)
Molecular function (GO): electron transfer activity; copper ion binding
Source: RefSeq, a predicted model, not a curated record